AUGGGCGUUUUGGCCCACGCUGUUGGGAGCUGGGUGCUGGUAGAACGGCUGUCUACCCCUGCAGCCUCUCAGGACGGGAAGUGUUUGGGCUUGCUGCCAGCCCUGCUGGGUCGAUCCGCGCAACAGCGAGUGCAACAGCAGCAAAUACAGGCAGAUUCCCCCAAGCGAAAGUCUCCAGCUCUCCAGAGGCAGCAGCGAGGGACUCAGUUGCUGCAGCAAUGCGCAGCAGCGGCACAUGCUCCCCGGAUUUCUGUUCUGAGGCAUCCGAUCGUUGGAGCUGCGAUUGCCUUCGCCAUCGACACCACCGCACGGCUUGCAGCCACAAUCAGCACUGCAGACAGCGCUGCUUGCUGUGGUGGCCAAACCAGCAGGUGGCUGGGCCUGUGUCUGUGGAAGGCGGAGGGAGGGGGAGAGCUGCUCGGGGCUGCGCGGCUACCUCGUGCAUAUGGAGAAGCUGACGACGGCCUCCGAUUGAACAGACAGAGCGCAGCUCUUGGCUUCCCAGAGCGUGAUGCAGAAGAUUGGAGGCCAGGCGUUUUGUUUUGCGGCUCCGACCUAGUUGUCACUGCGGGAGGAGUUGAGGGCGGCCGGAUCGAUGUGUGGAGAGUCUCGGACUUUCUACCCCCAUCCAAGUACUUCGGAAACUCCCAAAGGAGUGGGGAGGCCGUUGCUGAGGCAGGCAAAAUGGGAAAUGCUACCACCACUGGAGGACCACUUGGGGCAGAAGGCCUGCAACUUCAGUUUCAGCACGCCAAGCAGCCCAAACGGCUGCUAGCGGAUCCUCUUGAAAAUUACACAACUGCCUGCCUCACACGUCGAGCCAAGGGAAGCCCCCGCCUUCUACUGGUGGCCUCUGACCGCGGCUGGGUGUAUGCCUACGACUUCGAGGCAAAUGUAUUCGUCUUCGAGCUCUUCCUGGGCGAUUUCCCCAUCAGUUCAAUCACGUGCGGCAAGGCGAUGUACUUGGCCUACAGCACGGGAUCGUUUGCUCGUCGAGCUACUGUGGAUUUGAUUCGAGUUUUGGAAAUGUGGGCGGCGAUGGGGCCGACGGGCAGCGGUGGCUCCAAGAGCGGCCGCUCGCAACACUCAUCGAGGGGAACAGAGAAUAAAGGAGAAGGUGAUUCUCCUAUGAUAGCUACAGCAGAUUCUGGAGGUUCUUUAAGACUGUGGAGUCGGUGGCCUCUGCCGCAGCAACUGGCGGAAUUCUCGUUGCCUCAUCCUUGCACCGCUCUCGCCUUUCUCUGGCGUACACUGCUCUUGGGCUGCUUCAAAGACGGCUCGCUCCGCCUCUUCGAUACAAAUGCAUUUCGCCUCGUCGGCCGCCUGCAGCUGGCAACCACCCAGGACCCCCCUGUCGCCAUUGCUUGCCUUGGUGCAGUGCAGCUGACAACUUGA
This is a messenger RNA of Eimeria mitis, 1395 nucleotides long. RefSeq names its product WD domain, G-beta repeat-containing protein, putative. The coding region runs from base 1 to 1395 and encodes 464 amino acids. The record is from RefSeq and is a predicted model, not a curated record. The transcript has 9 exons. Gene Ontology annotation, molecular function: protein binding. NCBI's taxonomy places the organism in Eukaryota, Apicomplexa, Conoidasida, Eucoccidiorida, Eimeriidae.